UAAGCAUAGAGUCAUCGGAAAGAAUCAAAUUUUUGUAACCAAAAAAAGAAAGAAUCAAAUUCCAUCGAUAUGCAGGUCUAUAGUACCUGCAAUCAUUCACUAAUGAGAUUAGCACAUUCCUCCAAAUUGCUAUGCUUUUCAAAUCAUUUCCACGCCCCCUCUUCACCUACGACCCCAAAGUUCCCAUCUUCAUUGCCGCCACCAUGUCCACUGUUUCCACUGAGAAUGAGACUUCCACCCAGAAAGUGCACCAUCCUUUGCAGGUUGCAAAGCGCUUAGAGAAGUUUCAGACUACAAUCUUCACCCAAAUGAGUAUGCUUGCUGUCAAACAUGGAGCCAUAAACCUUGGUCAAGGAUUUCCCAACUUUGAUGGUCCAGAAUUUGUAAAGGAAGCAGCAAUUCAGGCAAUCAGGGACGGAAAAAAUCAGUAUGCCCGGGGUUAUGGAGUUCCAGAGCUAAACAAUGCCAUUGCUGAAAGAUUUAAGAAAGAUACUGGACUAUUGGUUGACCCUGAAAAGGAAGUUACUGUUACAAGUGGGUGCACGGAAGCCAUUGCUGCAACUAUAUUAGGAUUAAUAAAUCCUGGUGAUGAGGUGAUCAUGUUUGCUCCUUUUUAUGAUUCUUAUGAAGCCACUUUAUCCAUGGCUGGUGCAAAAAUAAGAAGCAUCACUUUGCGCCCUCCAGAAUUUGCUGUCCCGAUUGAAGAGCUGAAGUCCACCAUUUCAAAGAAUACCCGUGCCAUUCUUAUAAAUACUCCUCACAACCCUACUGGAAAGAUAUUUACUCGAGAGGAACUCAGUGCCAUUGCAUCUCUUUGCAUUGAGAAUGAUGUCCUGGUUUUCACUGAUGAAGUUUAUGAUAAGUUGGCAUUUGAUAUGGAGCACAUUUCGAUGGCUUCUUUGCCCGGAAUGUUUGAAAGGACAGUAACAAUGAACUCCUUAGGGAAGACAUUCUCCUUAACAGGAUGGAAGAUUGGGUGGGCCAUAGCACCCCCACACUUAACAUGGGGAGUGCGACAGGCACACUCUUUCCUCACUUUCUCAACCUCCAAUCCUAUGCAGUGGGCAGCUGCAGUUGCUCUUAGAGGACCAGAUUCUUACUUUAUAGAGCUAAAGAGGGAUUAUAUGGCAAAGAGAGCUAUUUUGGUGGAAGGAUUGAAGGCCGUAGGCUUCAAGGUAUUCCCAUCCAGUGGAACCUACUUUGUGGUUGUAGAUCACACCCCUUUUGGACUUGAAAAUGAUGUUGCAUUUUGUGAAUAUCUAGUUAAGGAGGUGGGAGUGGUGGCAAUCCCUACUAGUGUAUUUUACUUGAAUCCUGAAGAGGGAAAGAAUCUAGUAAGGUUUACUUUCUGCAAGGAUGAGGAAACUCUUAGGGCCGCUAUUGAGAGGAUGAAGGAGAGGCUUAGAAAAUAAUCCCAACGUAUGAUCAAGUCAUGUGAUAUAUGUUGGAUUGGAGACAUUUUCUUUUUUAGAAA
This is a messenger RNA of Gastrolobium bilobum, 1474 nucleotides long. RefSeq lists its product as uncharacterized. Gene Ontology annotation, molecular function: pyridoxal phosphate binding; L-kynurenine:2-oxoglutarate transaminase activity. Gene Ontology annotation, biological process: biosynthetic process. Gene Ontology annotation, cellular component: cytoplasm. Lineage: Eukaryota; Viridiplantae; Streptophyta; Magnoliopsida; Fabales; Fabaceae. The record is from RefSeq and is a predicted model, not a curated record.